AUGAUUUCUCUACAACACAUUUUUUCUAUAUUGUUCAUUUUUCCUAUUGCUGUAUCUUCGCUAAACAUUUUGGUUUAUUCUCCAGCUUUCGCUGGAAGUCAUAGUAAUUUUUUGGGAAAAAUCGCGGACACUUUGACAGAGAAGGGACAUAAUGUGACAUUUCUGGUGCCAGUGGUGAUGAUUGGAAAACGAGACGAGUGUGUGAAUGGAGUCAAAUUGACUAAGGAUGUGGUUGUUGUGGAGGCCGGCCCAGAAACCUUAUCCCAACAAAGUGGUGAUAUUAACAAUGACGAGAAUUUGAAAGCGUUUUGGAAAGCACACAUGGACUCGUCAAAUGCGAGAUCGAGCACUACAUGGUUCAAUAUUGCUAUGAAGUUCGCUUGCCGACAUUUUCACAGUCAACGCGAUGUUUUUGAGCAAAUGAAGGCCAAGAACUUCGAUGUCGCGAUUCUGGAGCCAAUUUCCGUUUGUGGACUUGGAUAUAUGAAAGCGUUGGGAAUUGAGAAAACGGUUCUGGCUUCUUCGUUUACGUUUUUCGAUGUGGUCCUACCGUAUACUGGAGAAGAGUUGGAUUAUAGUUCUACUCCUGGUGCGUUUGGAUCGUUUGGAGAGAAAAUGACCAUGUGGGAGAGAUAUGAAAAUUGGAUGGUAAAUAAGGAAGUAAACAUGGCCCAAGAGGACAUGUAUGAAGGAGAAAUGGAAGCGUAUCGUGAAUUAUCCGGAAAAACCCUGCCAGACUGGAGGGAACUUCUACCCUCUGCGUCUCUAUUCUUCGUUAAUUCUAACUCAUUCCUGGAUUUUCCACGCCAAGUCCUCCAAAAAACCAUUCCGAUCGGAGGCAUCACAAUGAAUCAAAAAUGGAUCAAAGAACAAAAGCUAUCCGAAGAUUGGGAGAAAAUUCUGGAACAGCGACCUCAUACUAUUCUUAUCUCUUUUGGCUCAAUGAUCAAAAGUAUGUACAUGCCAAAGGAAUGGAGAAACGGACUCCUCGAAACAGUUCGAUCCAUGCCAAAUGUGACAUUCAUUUGGAAAUAUGAAUCAGACGACGUCGCCUUUGCUUCAGGGCUUUCAAAUCUUCAUUUUUCAAAAUGGGUUCCUCAAACAGCGCUUCUCAAUGAUCCACGACUCUCUGCUUUCGUGAGCCAUGGAGGAGUCGGAAGUGCUCUAGAACUUGCUUACAGUGGAAAACCAACAAUUAUGAUUCCAAUUUUUGCGGAUCAAAUUCGAAAUGCAAAUAUGCUCGCCCGACACCAAGGAGUCAUACAUUUGAACAAGAAUGACAUGGAAAACUUCAGAAAGACCCAGAAGGCGUUUAACGAUAUUUUGUACGAGGAGAGUUAUACGAGGAAUGCAAGAAAGCUGGCUGAUGUUUUGGCGACGCAGCCGUAUAGCCCAAAAGAUAAUGUGAUCAAGUAUACGGAGUUUGUGGGAAAACAUGGCCCCUUCCCGGCUAUGGAACCUCACGGACGUCAUUUGAACUACUUCCAAAGGCAUUUCCUGGAUAUUUAUGCCGUUUUCGCACUGUUCUACACUACGAUAGCCGUCAUAGUAGCAGCUGUGGUAUGGUGCAUCUACCGAAAAUGUGUGAAAUGCUUGAAAGUAGAGAAAAUCGAGUAG
Messenger RNA from Caenorhabditis briggsae, 1617 nucleotides. It is a transcript of the gene Cbr-ugt-28, whose product is annotated as Protein CBR-UGT-28. Gene Ontology annotation, molecular function: UDP-glycosyltransferase activity. Lineage: Eukaryota; Metazoa; Nematoda; Chromadorea; Rhabditida; Rhabditidae. Bases 1 to 1617 code for a protein of 538 amino acids. The transcript has 6 exons. The record is from RefSeq and is a predicted model, not a curated record.